GUAUAACUCGACCAUACAACGAUUUAUCAGUUGGUAUGAAGGAGAGCCUUGGAUUAAAGGAACACCAGCUUAUAAAGACAUGCAAUUUGCGCGUAAAAUGCAUUUAAUGAUACAAUCAAAAUUGUGUGAGCUCGAUGACGAGCAAAUCGACAACGAGUCCAAAAUCGCGAAGUUAUGGUGCCCGGAUCGUGAGUUGUUUCUACAGGAUUUCGCCGCGGCGUGUCCACUUGAGAAAGACGGACAACGUCCUUCCGUUCUGAUUUACAAAUCGCCAUUCAAACCGAAAGGCAUAAAUAACGCGGACAUUGCAGGAUUACAAUUCGGCUUCAUAAGUUUAGUUUUGCUUUGUCCGCAAUUGAUUGGAGUGCAUAACGCGACCGAUGAAAACAUCGAGGCCUUUUGCCAUAUGUGGAGAUGUUAUGGAUAUUAUCUCGGGAUGGAAGAUAGGCACAACUUCUGUCGCGGCAGUCUCGAGGAAAUAAAGCAGCGUGCACGAGAUAUUUAUCAAUAUUGGGUAUUGCCUAAUCUUAAGGAAGUUACUCCCGAAUGGGAGCACAUGACGAGAUGUAUCGUCGAACCACUGAAUUACUAUCCCUUGAUCUCCUUUGGUCUAAUGCCUUAUAAGAUGAUGGCAUUACUCGCUAUGGAUGCGUUAAAUAUAAGUAUGCCGCACUUGUAUGCGUCAAUGAGUUAUGCAGAAUGGAUUACUUAUAAAAGCUGGAGAUUUAUAUUGGGCUACGUUUUAAAAUUCUCAAGUUUCCGAGUAAUUUUUAAUAAAGUUGUUCGCAAAAUAUUUGAUCAAGCGACGAAUUUUAGUCCAGAGAAAAAAGCUGAACUCCAAGAAAAAUCGGAAAAGCAGUUAUCAAAGUUUUUUACUGUGGAUUGAUAGUGAAGCGCGAUUGUAUCGUAUAAUUUUGAAAAUACCACAAUUUAAAUACCGUUUCUUUUAUAUACGCUUUUUGACGAAUUGAUUAAGAAUAAAGCGUAUCAUCAAUUUGUAAAAUAUCUAACUAACAAAGAUACAUCAUAUUUAUUUUUUCUUUUAGCAGCAAUUG
Wasmannia auropunctata (little fire ant) is the source of this 1055-nucleotide messenger RNA. RefSeq lists its product as uncharacterized. The record is from RefSeq and is a predicted model, not a curated record. The transcript has 3 exons. Lineage: Eukaryota; Metazoa; Arthropoda; Insecta; Hymenoptera; Formicidae. The annotation marks the transcript as partial.